ACUCAAACUCAAACGCAUUGCUUUUUGUAUGAAAAAGUUUUUUUUUAAAACGCAUUGCUUUUUGUUCAUUUUCUUCCCGAUCCAUCUACUUCCUUUGUGGCAUUCUUUCCAAACUUUCAUUUUUGUUGGUUUAAUAGUUUUGGCUUUGCCUUUGUGAUUUUCCUUUUGACUUCUCAAAUUAAACUACAUUUCAUUCUUCUAACCCAAAACCAAAACAAUUCUCGAUCCCUAAAUUUCAAUCCAAAAUUUCAUCCCAUGUGAGCAUUCAAUAGCAGAUCGGCUGAUUGGUAUUGGACGAGGUCUCAAACUCUCACUCUGAACUUUCUCAGCACCAAAACGCAAAACUUGUCAAUGAAUGAGUGCUGUUAUUGAAGUGCGCCCUCCUCCUCAUCUUUGGAUCGGUGCUUGCGCAAUCCGUACAUGGCGGCUCCAAGAAAUCUGGUGGGGGACGCGGGGAGGCUGCUGAGGGAUGAGGAGAGUGCAAAGGAGGACGAUUGGUCCGCCGGAAAGAAGCCCAAGUCCGAGAGGUUUCCGCUGACGCGAUGGGAGUUCGCGGCGGCUCUCGGCGUUUUCGUGGUCUUCUCUACCGGCCUCAUCUGCGUCUACUUGACCAUGCCCACCGCCGAGUAUGGUAAACUCAAGCUGCCGCGCACCAUUGCCGAUCUUCGCUUGCUCAAAGAUCAUCUUGCAACAUAUGCAAAAGACUAUCCGGCACAAUUCAUUCUGGGUUACUGCUCUACUUACAUCUUCAUGCAGACUUUUAUGAUUCCUGGAACAAUUUUUAUGUCAUUGCUAGCUGGAGCUCUUUUUGGUGUCAUGAGAGGCCUUCUGUUGGUUGUCUUUAAUGCUACAGCUGGAGCAUCAUCCUGCUUCUUUUUGUCUAAGUUAAUUGGCAGGCCUUUAGUUAGUUGGUUGUGGCCAGAAAAGUUGAGAUUUUUUCAGGCAGAGAUUGCAAAGCGUAGGGAAAAGCUGCUGAAUUACAUGCUUUUCCUGAGGAUAACUCCAACAUUGCCGAACCUUUUUAUCAACUUGGCGUCUCCAAUUGUUGAUAUACCAUUUCAUGUUUUCUUUCUGGCGACUUUUAUUGGUCUUAUUCCAGCAUCUUAUAUCACAGUCCGAGCUGGCCUUGCUCUUGGGGAACUCAAGUCAGUCAAGGAUCUCUAUGAUUUUAAAACCUUGGUUGUGCUUUUCCUUAUUGGUUCUGUGAUUAUAUUUCCAACCCUUUUGAAGAGGAAGCGAAUUUAUGAAUGAACGUUCUGGUAGUGAGAAUGCCAUUCCAUGCUUCUGUCUGAAAGGUGGGUCUGUAGACUUAAGAUUAAUAGCUAAAUGUUACAACAACGGCGAAGUUUAAUUUUCCAGUAUCCAGAAGGGAGUACGUUUUUUUCAAUAUACGCUCCACAAAAGCAUUCUUUACUAGGUAAUGUAUUACGGAGUUCAAAUGGUGUUUGGAAAGAUACUGUGCAGAAUAUUUAUGAAUUUAUCAUUGCUUUAGGCUCAUGUAACCUUGAUAGUCCUUGUAACAUGUUUUACAAUUACAUAUGGCAAAGUUUAUAAUAACGAAGUAUGCAGAAAGCUGUUGUCGAGCUAUAA
Prunus mume (Japanese apricot) is the source of this 1590-nucleotide messenger RNA. RefSeq names its product putative membrane protein At4g09580. NCBI's taxonomy places the organism in Eukaryota, Viridiplantae, Streptophyta, Magnoliopsida, Rosales, Rosaceae. Gene Ontology annotation, cellular component: endoplasmic reticulum. The record is from RefSeq and is a predicted model, not a curated record. Gene Ontology annotation, biological process: autophagosome assembly.